AUGGAUUUCAUUGCCCAUCGCGUUGAUUGUGUCCUCGAGGCCACGGGCAUGGAUGCCGUGGACGCUCUGCGCACCUUUUAUGUCUUGGCUGCUGCCACGACGCUCUCCGUCAGCAUCCCGGGCUCCCUGCGCUCCCGCUUCCUCGUGUAUGGUCCGCGUGCGACCUCGACCGGCUUCGGUUCCCCCUCCCAGCCUUCUGUGACGUCGGGUCUUCUCGACUACCUCGCAACAUGGCGCGUGCCACACAGCUACUUCGCCCAGUUUUACAUCGCGUCGGUUCUGUCGUCGGCAUUCUGGGCGUUGCAGCUGUUCUCCCGUGGUUCUGUGUUCCAAGCAAUCGCAUCGCGACUCAGCCUUGAGCAUCAGCAGCAGUCGAUGUCUCUAAACCAGACGUUGGUCUGUUGGAUAUUGCUGGCAAUGCAGGGCGCGAGGAGGCUAUGGGAGUCGUUGACAUUCUCGAAACCCUCGUCGUCUCAAAUGUGGUUUGUCCAUUGGUUGCUGGGCAUCGGGUUUUACCUAGCCACAGGGGUUGCGAUCUGGAUCGAAGGGUCAGGGACCUUGUUGACGGAGGAUCUCACCCUGGAACACGUACAAAUGACCAACGCCCCAAAGCUGCGCACCUUUCUCUGUGUCCCGCUCUUCCUGAUCGCGUCUGGUCUGCAGCAUGACUGCCAUCACUAUCUCUUUUCGCUGAAGAAAUACACCGUCCCAGACCAUCCCAUGUUUCGCGGAGUCGUGUGCCCUCACUACGGAGCUGAAUGCGUCAUCUACCUUUCUCUGGCGCUGGUAGCCGCACCGCCGGGCCAAAUCGUCAACAAGACGCUUCUAGCGUGUUUCGUCUUCGUGGCGGUCAAUCUCGGCCUGACGGCUCGAACCACCCGGCAGUGGUAUACAGAAAAGUUCGGCAAAGAUGCGGUGCAGGGAUGGUGGCUGAUGAUUCCCGGGAUCUACUAA
This is a messenger RNA of Penicillium alfredii, 954 nucleotides long. Its product is annotated as putative 3-oxo-5-alpha-steroid 4-dehydrogenase. Gene Ontology annotation, cellular component: endoplasmic reticulum. Gene Ontology annotation, biological process: dolichol-linked oligosaccharide biosynthetic process; polyprenol catabolic process. The coding region runs from base 1 to 954 and encodes 317 amino acids. The record is from RefSeq and is a predicted model, not a curated record. The transcript is spliced from 3 exons. NCBI's taxonomy places the organism in Eukaryota, Fungi, Ascomycota, Eurotiomycetes, Eurotiales, Aspergillaceae. Gene Ontology annotation, molecular function: 3-oxo-5-alpha-steroid 4-dehydrogenase activity.